Molecule: messenger RNA, 822 nt
Organism: Microthlaspi erraticum
Lineage: Eukaryota; Viridiplantae; Streptophyta; Magnoliopsida; Brassicales; Brassicaceae
Source: the annotation of a GenBank genome assembly
AUGAAGAUGUGUCGCGAAAUCUGGAGUUGGAACCGAGACCGGGAGAUGAAAUCGAUGGAAGUUUGUCUAAGAACCCACCGAUUCAUAGCAUUAGAUACAGAGUUUCCGGGAUGUCUAAGAGAGACAUCUAAAGAUGCUAAGGAGGAGCAAAGGUACGAUGACAUGAGAUUCACGGUUGACCGGACAAAGCUAAUCCAACUAGGUUUGACACUGUUCGACAGCAAAGGAAGAAUCGGAGGCACUUGGGAGAUCAACUUCUCGGAUUUCAGUGAAUUCGAAGAUGAGAAGAACGAGAAAUCGAUUGCGUUCUUGAAAAGCAACGGUCUGAAUCUUGAGCGGAUUAGAGAACAAGGAAUCGGUGCCGAAGGGUUUUUCUUGGACCUGAGUUGGAUUUUAAACCGGAAAAAGAACAUAACUUGGGUCACUUUUCAUGGAUCUUACGACAUCGCCUAUUUACUCAAAACCCUAACCGGAGAAGCUCUACCGGCGACUGCAGAGAGAUACGCAAACUCUGUGGCGAGGAUUCUCGGUUCGGUUUACGAUCUGAAAGUGAUGGCCGGUCGAUGCCUAGGGCUAAGUAGCCGGCUUGGUCUACAGAGUCUAGCACAUGAGUUGAGAGUUAACCGUGUAGGGACUGCACACCACGCGGGCUCCGACAGUGAGCUAACGGCUCGUGUCUUCGCUAAGAUGGCUCGGAAUUGCCACAAGGUGGAGGAAUCAGAAGGGUUUGUUUAUGGACUUGGCUACAGAAUUAUCUCAGAUCGUGUGAAGCAAGAGGCUGUUCUGAUGCAUCGAUUGCUCAGUUGCAUUACCACCGUAUGA